AUGGCGGGUAUUGAAGAAAAAGCGAAAAAGACAAUAGUCUUUCUCCAUCCUGACCUGGGAAUCGGUGGCGCAGAAAGAUUGGUCGUCGACGCCGCCGUAGGUCUUCAGAACCGUGGCCAUAAGGUGGUCAUCUUUACGAGCCAUUGCGAUCCCCGACACUGCUUUGAUGAAGCUCGCGAUGGAACCCUCGACGUCCGAGUCCGCGGAAACUCCCUAAUCCCCCCCUCGCUCCUAGGCCGCUUCUCCAUCCUCUGCGCCAUCCUGCGCCAAAUCCACCUAAUCAUUCAAAUAACCCUCCUGUCUUCCGAACUGCACCUCCUGAAUCCAUCCGCCUUCUUCGUCGACCAACUCAGCGCCGGCCUACCCCUCCUCAAACCCCUCGUGCCACAAUCCCCAUCUUCUUCUACUGCCACUUUCCCCGAUCUCCUCCUCGUCCAGGGUCGAACAAAAUGGUACAAACGUCUCUACCGCCUGCCCUUUGACACAUGGGAAGAAUGGUCCAUGGGUUUCGCCGACUCGAUAGCCGUCAACUCGAGUUUCACCAAGGGGAUCGUUUCACAAACAUGGCCUAGCCUAGCUUCCAAACGUAGCUUGGAAGUAGUCUACCCGUGCAUAGACGUGCGCUCUGUCGCCAACCCCAACCAAAAAACCGACGACGACGAAGGAAGUGUCCUCCCCUGGACCGCCAACGGUAUAAUCCUCUCAAUCAACCGCUUCGAGCGCAAAAAGGACAUCGCUUUGGCAAUCAAAGCUUUCGCCUCCCUCUCCCCUUCCCAGCGCGGAAAAGCAAAGUUGAUAAUAGCGGGGGGGUACGAUAACCGCGUUCACGAGAAUGUGUCGUAUCAUACCGAGCUGGUUAACCUCGCCGAAGGUGCUCCGUUUCACUUGAAGACCGCCACUGCAAAAACGGUCGUCUCAGCGUUAAACACAGCGCCAGACGUGGAGGUGUUGUUCCUGCUGUCGGUGCCUAACACCCUCAAGGAGAUCCUUUUAAGGUCUGCUAGACUGUUGGUGUAUACACCCAGUAACGAACACUUUGGGAUUGUUCCGCUGGAGGCCAUGUUGCGCGGUGUGCCGGUGUUGGCGGCGAAUAAUGGCGGACCGGUGGAGACGGUGGUGGAGGGUGAGACGGGGUGGUUGAGGGACCCGAAACAGACGGAGGAGUGGGCCAAGGUUAUGGAUAAAGUGCUGAAUGGCAUGGGAGAGGAGGAACUCAAGAAGAUGGGGAGGAGAGGGGUUGAGAGGGUUAAGGGCAAGUUUGCGGAUACGCAGAUGGCGGAGAGGUUGGAGGAGAUUAUUGAGAGGAUGCCGAGGGGUGAGGCACAAGGGAUUGGGAUGGUUAUUGUCGUAGUGGGCGUUGGCCUGACCCUGCCCCUGCCCCUGCCCCUGCCCCUGCCCCUGCCCCUGAACUUGAACUUAAUUGAGCCUGCUGCUCCUCCUGACCCUGAAACCGAGCCAGCUCCCGACGAUCAGCCGCAUCCCAGGCCUGUCUCCGUCGGUUCCGCGCCUCAGCCUGUCUUUGAGCUUCGAUACGGUCUUCAUUUUCAACCCGAGCCAGAAACUGAGCUUGAGUUGGAGUCAAGUGGGAGGAUCGAUUUUGAUCCUGACUCUGAGCUGGAGGAGGUUCAACCCAAACCUGGGCUUGAAUCCGAGCCUGCUUCUGAGCUUCAAUCCGGGCUUGUAACUGAGCUGGAGUCUGAGUUUGAUCUUGAUCCUGAGUUUGAGUUGGAGCCCGAGUCCGAGCCUCAAUCAGAGCCUGGGCCUAAAUCCGAGCCUGCUCUGAGCCAGGUUCCGAGCCUGCCUCUUAGCUUCACGGUGAGCCUUUUGAAUUUGAGCUUCAGCCUGCUCGCGAGCUCGAAUCUGAGCCUGACCGUAACUCUGGCCUUGACCGCAACCCCCAUGAUGACCAUAGCCAUCACCGUAUCCCUCAUCAUAACCCUCACCAUAGCCCCGACCCCCAUUAUAACCCUCAUCAUAACCCUGGGCGCCACCCUCACCGCAACCCUCACCGUAACCUUGACCGUAAUCCUGACCGUAAUCUUGACUCUGACCUUGACUCUGACCUUGACUCUGACCUUGACUUUGACCCUGAUCGCCAUUCUAAUCGUAAUCCCGGUCUACUAA
Messenger RNA from Sordaria macrospora k-hell, 2124 nucleotides. RefSeq lists its product as uncharacterized. Gene Ontology annotation, cellular component: endomembrane system. The record is from RefSeq and is a predicted model, not a curated record. Lineage: Eukaryota; Fungi; Ascomycota; Sordariomycetes; Sordariales; Sordariaceae. Gene Ontology annotation, molecular function: GDP-Man:Man(1)GlcNAc(2)-PP-Dol alpha-1,3-mannosyltransferase activity; alpha-1,3-mannosyltransferase activity.